Molecule: messenger RNA, 3100 nt
Organism: Cladocopium goreaui
Lineage: Eukaryota; Dinophyceae; Suessiales; Symbiodiniaceae
Source: the annotation of a GenBank genome assembly
AUGCCUGAGCCCAAUGCCGGUCCUCCAGCUCCAGAGCUUCCAGAAACGGAUGCUGCCAAGCAAGCUCGCCUUCGCAGGUUGUGCGAGCGCAAGCCCAGUGGGAAAAUAAACGUCCCACUGGCGCUGCAUGAGAAAUGGUUGAAAGCAAACCGUGAUGAGCGUGACUCCAUGGUUGACAAGCUGGAUGAAGUGGGAUGGGACAAGGACUUCAAAUUAUUCUAUCAUGACCGGUUUGUUACCCAUAUGACCCGGAUCAUUCAGAAGUCUUCGAAGUUGUCAAAGAAGAAGCGCAGGGGUUGGCACACCGAAGAGUCAAUGUCGACCAAGCUCAAAUGGAGCAAGAAAGACCGCUACAACAAGAAGAUUGACAAAUUCUAUGUUGAGAUCGAAGAGGAGGAUGAGAAUGUAAGUGAAGACGAAGAAAUCGAACGUACUGAGGAAACGGAGGUGCGCGAUGGUGGUGUCAGCUUGAACCGGCUUGGGAGGCGCCAGGGGGCAGGAGUUCCAGAGCUACCCGAGACUUCAGACUCGGAAACAGAUGCUGAGGGCAAGGAAAAGGAUGCGAAGGUUUCCAACAGUGAGUGGGAGCGCUUCAAGAAGUUCGCGGACAGUCUCCUGGUAAAGUGCACCAAGCUCUCCGAGAUCAUCGCAGACUUGGAGCAGGCCUUGGAGGAGUCAGGCAAGACCCCGGACACUGGUGAUCACAAAAGGGCAACCAAGUCAGUCCAGAAUCUGGAGAACGCCGUCAAAGUCUUGGAAGCUGAGUUCGAGGCAUGCGAGCAGGUCAAAGCCUCCAUGGCCAAGCACAAGAAAGCUAUGCCUGGAAGUGCUGGGGAGACGGAGUUCUCUGGUUACAAUUUCAUUCUUUGGCUACGUGAGAAGAUUGAGGCCCAAAUUCUGAAGACCACCCUUGCGCGCCUUACAUUGCACUUGACCAUGAAGUGUUGUUCCAAAGCUAGCGGUGUGCGUGAGAACAUGCACCCCUUAGAUGCCUUCAAUUUGGCAAAAUCUUGGAACUGGGUGUGUGACCCUGGCCUGGAAUUGCUUCACCACUUUGCAAAGCUCAUUGCCAAUGGCGAUUGUUUGUUGACGGAUCUCUUGACCUAUGACUGCCCUGUCACUGGCAAGAAGCGCACCGCUGGGUAUGGAAGCCCCCCUCAUCUGAAGCGAUCCAAACAAAUGGUGGAGUCGGAAAAUGAGUUCAUGGAGUACUUUGACAGGGACUGUGAAAUAGAGUCAAGCCAGCCAGGUGAGAUGGAUGAGAUUUCUUUGCGGGGAGCGCGCAAGGAAAAGAAAGCUAGUGACGGGGCCGCAUGCUCGCACGUCGUCGAGCUGGCACAGGCUGAAGUUGCUCACAACCCUCGUGUGUGUCCAAAGGUUCGUGAAUUCUCAGCUAUCAGGCUGGCUGAUGCAGAGGUUGCGGUUCACAAGUUUUUCCAACGCUAUGGGCUGAGUGUGCCAAUUCAAGUUUACAAUGCAGAGAUAGCUGGGACAAAGGCAUUUCCAUACCUGAAAUUGUCGGACUGGGUGCUGUUCCUGUGGAAUACUGGCCGUUUCGCUAGACAACUUGUAGGUUGCUCUCUGGAACAAAUGCCAGCAGUUUUGACACAGUACUGGAGGAGGUUCAGGGCUUUGUUUCCACACCAUGAGAUUUUUGGACUGGAAGGAAUAGACCUGGCACACACUGUGCCAUAUUACAGCCAUACAGAUGAGGGACGCUCUCAAAAGCAUGAGCCUAUUUGGAUUCUUUCGUGUCAUGGGGCUUUGGGAAGAGGAACUCGUCGCUUUGUGACAGAGAAGAAGCGCACAAAACCGAUUUCGGAGAAUGAGAUGGGUCUCAAUUUUCUUGGACAAACAUUCUCUACACAGUUUUUGCUUUGUACUAUCACGAAACAAGUUUCCAACAUGCACCCUGAAGCGAUUUCUCAACUUUUGAAUUUGUUUGCAACUGAUGCUGCGAUGCUUGCAUGUGAAGGGAUUUUAUGUGAUGGUACCCGACUGAGACUUGUCCAUAUCGGAACAAAGGGUGACCUACCAGCACUUGGGAAAGUUGGAGGCUUUACCCGCAGUUUCUUACAUGUCCCAAAGAGGCCAUCAACGCAGAACCCUUGCGAAGGAAUUUGUCAUUUGUGUCUGGGGGGGCAAGAAGAGAAUAUCAGAACAGGUGCUGAACAUUUUCCAUAUGAGGACCUCAGACCUCGCCCAUGUUGGGAGCAAACGAUGCAUACGGUUUUGCCUUGGCGGACAGAACCUGACAUGAUAUCUGGCCUUCCCAUCAACCGGGAAGAAGCCAGUGGUUUUUUCUGCCUGGAUUUGUGGCAUAUUUUUCAUUUGGGCAUUUGCAAACAUUUUGUUGCAAAUUCUCUUGUGAUGAUUGCUGAAUCGGAUUUAUUGCCAAGAAGUUCCAUGGAAAACAAAUUCAAAUCAAUGACUGAUGAGUACGUCACCUUCUGUCGGACAAAUCGCCUCGCGAUGUGGAUUACUGAGAUUAGCCGUGACACUUUGCUUUUUCCCCAGGGAUCAGUUGCACCAGUUGGCAAAUGGAACAAGGGUUCUUGCAGUACAACUAUGAUGCUGUUUCUCGAACACUACUGCACCAAAUUCAUCAAGGGCAAGAGUGAUGAUGAGCAGCUUUUGCUGAUAGCAGAUGGCACUUCGGCUAUGAAUCGUGCACUGUCAACGAUGUACGGGUCUGGGUACUGGGUGAACAAGAAUUGCGCAAAGUCCCUCUCCAGGCAAGUGUUUUUCUUCUUGUAUGUCUAUGGGCGUUUGGCACAUGAGACUUUGGCUGUUGGCAAGAAUCGGUAUAGCUUAAUGCCGAAGUUGCAUUACCUGAGCCAUGUGGCUUUGCAGUUGCGGCAGCAGUCAGAUUUGGUGGACUGGUGCCAAAAUCCCCUAGGAUGUUCAGUACAAUUACAAGAAGAUUUCAUUGGGAGGCCCAGCAGGGCCUCCCGUCGUGUGAACAUCCGACAACUUCACCGAAAUGUCAUUCACAGGUGUCUCAUUUUGGCUCAGUUGGCGCUGCAAAGGUCCGAUGGUGAUCAAAGGGGCCGGGAUUGCUAUGAUUAGAUAUGCGAUGACGUGCGCAUGGAGGAAAAAA